AUGGAGGAUCUCAAUGCUUUAGCCAUUGUCGGAUUAGGGUGUCGUUUUCCCGGCGCAGAUAACUUAGACGAGUUUUGGAAAGUGUUGUGCAAUGGCGAAAAUCACGUGGUGGAUAUCCCCAAAGAUCGUUGGGAUAAUGACCUGUACUAUGAUUCUGAUCGGCUCUCGACCGGGAAGACAUGCAUCAAAAAGGCUGGAGUCAUCAAAAAUUAUGAGUGGUUUGAUAAUGAUAUGUACGGCAUAAAUGAUGAGGAAGCACAGCGCAUGGACCCCCAGCAGAGAUGGGUUCUGGACUGCUGCUAUAUGGCACUUGAAAAUGCUGGGAUUCCGCUUGAAACCGUCCGUGAUAGCAACACAGGCGUAUACAUAGGUAGCAUGAACGAUGGUUUCAAAGACAUCAUGCAAGAUCUUGCAGCCAUAAAUGAGUACUCAGUGACCGGAGUGUCAAGUAGCAUACUCUCAGCCAGGGUUUCGUAUGUCUUUGGUCUUCGAGGUCCCUCUAUGACCAUAGACACUGCCUGUUCCUCGUCACUAGUUGCCAUAAAUGCGGCUUCAAAUGCUUUACAAAACGGAGACUGCGACAUGGUGGUGUGCGGGGGAGUUAGCUGCUUUUUAAAUCCGUAUGCUAAUAUUGCACUUAGCAAGUCAGGAAUGGUGUCCCCGACAGGCCAAUGUAAGGCUUUCACAGCCGAAGCUGACGGAUAUGCCCGCGGAGAGGGGUGUGGAAUUGUAGUGUUAAAACGACUGAAAGACGCUCUGGAGAACAAUGACAAUAUUUGGGGCUUGGUGUCAUCGGUCGUGAAUCAAGACGGUUCCACCGCGCACCCGAUGACCAGUCCUUCAAAAGACCAACAGAUGGCACUUUUCAAAAUGCUAAGAGACAAACAAGGCAUUGACCCCGACGAUAUACAGUAUGUCGAGGCUCAUGGGACCGGCACCCAGGUUGGAGAUAUGACAGAGGCUAAUUCAAUCGGCCAGUUUUUCGAACGAGGUAAGAGACAAUUGCCCAGUAUUACUAUAGGCUCCGUGAAGACGAACAUAGGUCACCUUGAAUCAGCUGCUGGAGUGGCAGGGCUGAUCAAAGUUCUUCUCAUGAUGAAACAUGGUCUUUUUGUGCCCUCCUUACACUUUAAAGAUGGCAAACCCAAUCCAAAAAUACCAUUUGAAGACCUUGGCUUGAAAAUUUCAACAGAAAUGACAUCAUGGAAUUGUCCAAAUGACCAAAGACGAAUGGCAUUUGUUAACUCUUUUGGAUUCGGAGGAACAAAUGCUGCCGCAUUCGUGAAGCAGUUUGAAUUACCAAAAGCUCCAAGCACCCGUAGUGAAUUAACUUUUGUUGCCAAGGACUCUGAUUCAUCCGUAAGCACCCCUCUAAACAAAUUUGAUGCCGAGAUUCGCAAACAGAAUGGAUCUUCCUUAGCCAUUGGAUUGGGUGGUUCUGGUGCCCCUCUUCCCCAUAAGGUGAUUUGCUUCUCUGCUAACUCGGUGAAUUCCCUAAGACGCUCUGCAAAUGAAGUAUUAGAUGAUAUUGCCAUCAAAAGUUUGACGGAUCAAGAUCUUGACAGGCUAAUGUAUACAUCGACAUGCAGGAGGACGCACCAUCCUGUACGGCUUGCAAUGGUCACUACCUCUGUUCAAAACCUUCAAGACAACCUCGCCUCGCGUCUAAAACACCAGUUUCAUGCUGAGAGAAAAAAGGUGCGUGUCAUUUACUUAUUCUCUGGCGUUGCAACAACAUGGAAGGGAAUGUGUCACCAGUUGCUGAUGUUCGACAAUGUCUUCUUGGCAAAAAUGUCAGAGAUUGACAAGAUUCUAACCCCCAAGACAGGUUGGUCUGUCUUAAAUAAAUUAGUUGAACAGAAAGAUGUGUCUGAUCCGGAAGUCGAACCAAUAGUGAUAUUUGCUUGUCAGGUUUGUCUCGUCGCAUUGUGGAGCCACUGGGGCAUUGAACCGCAUGCUGUUGUUGGUCAGUCUGUGGGUGAAGUGGCAGCUUUCUACUGCGCAGGUGUCAUGUCCUUGGAAGAGGCAGCACAUAUAAUUUGUACACGCACAAAAUACGCGUCAAAGGCAGGAAAGGGCCACAUGAUGGUAGUAGAGAAUUUUGCUACUGAUAGACUUAGGUCUCUUUUACAAGAUAGGUUAAAUGGGGAAGUCGAUAUUGCAAUUACCAAUAGUCCCAUGUCAAAUACAGUGUCUGGUAGUCCUGCGUACAUAAAUUCACUGAAACAAAUCCUCAGUGAACCAAAUUAUGCCGAUGUGAAUACCAUCGACUUGCCCGUCCAUAUUGCCUAUCAUUCUCAACACAUGGAAGCUGCUGGUCAGAAUAUUGAGCUUGAACUUAAGGAUAUGACACUGGGGUCCGCUCGCAAAGUCAAGCACAGGACGCAAAAGAUUGCAUUAUACUCAACGGUGACGGGUAGAUGUUUGAAAACAGAAGAUCAUGUCCCUAGUUCAUACUGGAGAGAGAACGUCAGAGAACCUGUUUUGUUGAAUGAGGCCAUUGGAGCUGCGCUUCAGGAGGAGUGCACCAACGUUGUGUUGGAGAUUGGUCCAAGACCAGUUUUUAGACGUUUCAUUGAUCAGUUUGAAAAUGCUAAUGGCGUGGUUGUGCUUCCAUCUAUGAAGAAGGGACUGAGCGCAGAGCCCCUUCUUCUUUCAUUAGCUGAGAUGUACGAAAGAGGGGUGAAUCCAAUGUGGAACAAAAUUGUUUCUAUUCCAGUGGCUCUAGGAGACAAGCCUAGACAUCAUUUUGACCCAAAACCAAAUAUCGUCCACAUGCGUACUGCAAGGGAGCAGCAAUAUGGCAUGCACCAUUCGUCUCAUCCGUACAUGCAAAGAAUGCCAGGUUCCAAGCCAGAAUACGUGGUAACCAUGAAUAAAAGUUCAACCCCUUUUAUUUAUGACCAUGUUAUGGUAGGAGCAGGAAUUGUGGUUCCUGGUGCAUUUUAUGCAGACGUGGCUCUCACUGCAGUAUCCGAGAUUUCAAACAGGCCUUCUGAAUAUUUCUUGGUUCAGAUCAAUUUUGUAGAGCCAUUGUUUGUCAGCAGUGACAGUGAGAUGGAUGUUCAUGUAGUGUUUGAGCUUAAUGAGGCAUGUGAAAUUGGAAAAGAUAUCUAUCAUUUUGCAAUCAAGGACGAUAAGAAAACAUAUGCCGCAGGGGAAAUUGUGAGGGAGGAUGAGGUACAAAAAAGUUCUAUACCAGAUAUCCGUGGCAUUGAAAGCAGAUGCACGAUAAAUGUGCCUGUUGACCAGAUUUACGAUGGGCUACACCACGCUGGGUUUGAUUAUGGACCGACAAUGAAAUUUAUUACUAACUUUUUAGUGAACAAAGAAGAAUGCAUCUCAACACUUGCAAUUCCACAGAGCAUCAUUGAAGAUAUGUACCGCACUUCAAUCCAUCCUUCAGUUCUAGAUUCACUCUUGCAAACUGCAGGGGUUUUCUGCUCAGGCCCAUUGCAUGACCAAGGGCAAGAUACCAAAAUGAUCCCAAUCAGUCUUGGCAGCAUAAGAGUGCUGCAAAAGCCCUCCCCUAUCAUGAAGGCUUACUGUCGAAUUAUGCAUCACAGUUCUGGUAAAGCCCAUUUCAACUGCUUCCUUUUGUCGAUGAAAGGGGAUAUCAUUGCAGAAUUACGGAACUGUGUGAUGAAAUUGAUCGGCAAGAACACACCAGAGAAUUUCCUUGGUCAUCUUACCUGGCACAGGGCAAAGCUAGAUGUGCCUAAGACAAAACACCAAAGUAAAGGGCUGGUUUUGGUGGACAAGAAUAGUGCAGUGCAGUGGAAGGAGGGUGGGAUAGGUUUUCCAGAAUGUAGCGGAGAAAGGGAACUCGGAGAUUGGAUGGAAAGAAACAUUCCAAAUUAUUUGCAAGAUCCAAAUUACAUCAUAUACGCUUGGGGAGCAAGAACAGCCAACGAUGUCAAAAUGGACACAAAGAAAAUGUUUGAGGGAUGUCAUAGAGCAUGCACAGGUUUGCGUCUUCUCAUGAAGAUUCUCAUUGAUAUGCAAAUUACAAUCCCCGUCAUCGUCCUUACAGUUUCAUGCCAAAGCCUGAGUUUUCACGACUUUCAAGGAUCACCUCAUUUUACCCCAUUUGGUGCCCAGCUUUGGGGAAUGGUGAGAUGCUUCUUAAAAGAGGAGACAUAUGAGAAAAUAAGUCUUGUUGAUCUCUAUUCUGGGUCCCCUGAAGAGACAGAAACUCUCAGGUGCUACCUUGAAGAUGCUGAUUCCUUUGUAGCAAACCACCCAGAAAUUGUGAUUAAAGAAGAAAGUGUGUACAAACCAUCUCCAACCAAGGCAUCAACGGAUCUCAACUAUGCCAGAUAUCGAAAAAAUGUGGCUGAAGAAGGAUGUCCUGUGAGACUUGUCUCCAGUGAUCCAAAUGGUUACAGCGAACUGCGAUUCCAGCACCAAGCCAGAUGCAACAAUAAGCUCAUUGACCCAGGUGAUGUUAAAGUAAACGUUCACCAUGCAUUCCUUAAUCAGAUCAAAGGUGCCCCUGCAACCAGCUCAGAAAGUGAUAAUCCUUGUCAUCUUUGGUAUAUGUCCCCGUCAGUUGACCAUGAUGUCAUUUCAUACUCCUUGGUCGGCAAAGUUGCAGAUACUAACGGGAAAUCAGAUCUUUCAAAUGGUGAUGAAGUUUUCAUUUGUUGCCCUUCCCCAAUUGAAUCAGUUGUCCAUGUGCCAAUAGAAUAUGUGAUUUCGUCCAGACUCAUUCCAUGGGAUGUCGUCCCACUAUUCCCUGUUGUUCACCUUGCCAAACAGAUUCUAGUUGGGUGUAUCAACAAUGCAUCACCUAAAAGUCAGCGCCUGAUACUUGUACACAAUGAUGAUACCUUGCCUUUGGUUCAGGUCUUGACAGACAUGGCCCGUGUUGCAAAUUUCGAUUUAGAAAGUCUUUCCAGGCAUGCCAUACCCAAGAAUAAUGCACUCCAGUCAUGUCAGACAGUUCUGGUUAUGACUGAGAUCACCCGGUCCGAAAUUGUCCAGUUAGGGAAAUUAUUCAGCCAAGCACAAUGCCUUCUUGUCUUUGAAGAAUUUAUUCAGGGCAACGAAUUCAUGGCUCUUCGAAGACAUUUUCCAAAUGCCAAAAAGAAGACUUUCUCAAUCCGAGACGAGUUCUCACUGCAUCAGUUAAAAGCAAAGGUACCAACGACGGUGGAGUGGCUGUCUGCUUUCAGUGCAGAACUUUCACUGAAAUCUGAAGUGAAGCAAUUUGUGCCAAUGAAUAAGAUACCAAAUGCACGUUUUGAAUUUGGAAAUAGCACUGUUGAAGAUACAAUCGUGGAUGUCUGCAUGGAAACCCAAGCAAUUUACAGCAUUUCAGUACCACCAUCUGGAGAUGUGUUUGCCUCCAAAAACAGACUGUUUCGUUCUGAUUCUUGCUAUGUGGUAAUUGGCGGUCUGACAGGCCUAGGUCAGCUUAUCACUAAGUGUUUAGCCAAACAUAAAGUUGGUGUCAUUGCUACAAUAUCUCGUUCUGCUCCAACUCCAGAUCAGUUACGUGAGAGACGAGAUCUUGAAAUCAAACACCAAGUUCUGGUUAUUCACGAGCAAGCUGAUGUUUCCAAUUACACUUCAGUUUCCAGUGCUUUUGAAAGACUUGCACAACGCAAAAUCCCAAUUAAAGGCAUUUUUCAUGGCGCUGCUGUUUUGGCCGAUGGUGCCUUUGUAAAUCAAAAUCAAGACACAUUUGAAAGAGCGACAGGUCCCAAAAUAAAGGGUUCCUGGAACUUGCACAAGUUGUCCAUCAACCUUCCUCUCGACUACUUUGUGAUGCAUUCCUCAGUCGCAUCACUGCUGGGAAACCCUGGCCAGACAAACUACGGAGCCGGCAAUGCAUUCAUGGAUAGCCUUGCUCACUACAGAAGACAGCAGCAUCUGCCUGCACAGUCCAUCAACUGGGGUGCACUAAACUUGGGCCUACUAAAUCAGAAUCCAAAUACGGGGCAAAGACUGAAAAAUGAAGGUAUAAAUGCAUUAAAUGAAGAUGACAUAUUGGAAUGUUUCCUCCAUGCACUUUUACGCAAUGAUGCACAGGCCAUGUACGCAGACAUCCCCUUCAAGACCAACAGCAAAAGUUUCCACUCAAAUGAUGACGCCGAUUCAGCAGAGGUCACUCUGAAUAUAGAACAGAUCAGAAAUAUGUCAAGUGAAGACAGAAAACAGUACAUCAAACACUGGGUGAUGCGAACGACGGGGAGAAUUCUGAUGGGCCCCUGUAAGAUUGAUGAAAACCAAUCUUUGAAUGACCUGGGCUUUGACUCUCUUAAUAUGAUGUCAUUUAUCCGCAAAGUAAGGGACCAAUUCCAAGUUUCCCUUAUACCCGCAGUGCUCAUGAGCAGUGAUCAAAAACCAACUACAUUUGCUGACCUCAUAGAACAGUUGAUUGGGGAUGGAGUUCAGCAACAUAGUCCACAUUCUCCUAACAGGUCUAUUCAAAAACCUGCCUUCACACACCGAUGGAAAUACAACAGUCAGGGAACAAAAGAAGAUCUCGCAAACCACUUAAUUGUGAAAAUCAGGUUGCCAGAACAGGGAUACGCUGCUGACAUUGUGCUUUGGCAAAAUAUUACAAAGUUAGUGUCAGAAAAUAAUCCAGUCCUCAGGAUGAGAUACAGAAGAAAUGCUGGGCUAGGAACAGACAAGAUAGAGUUUCUUUCAGAUGAUACUCCGGAGGUGCAGCUCAUAGACGGAACAGAAGAUUCCAUGGAACGAAGUAUAGAGGAGAUUAUGAGACGUCCUUUCAACAGUUCCAACGAAUCGCCUUGGCGUGUUGCCUUCGUAAACACCACACCGCCAAUGGUGUUAUUUGUGUUCCAUCACAUAGCGGUGGAUGUUGAUUCUAUGAGGAUAAUGCUGCAGGAUAAUAUCCUUCCUUAUCUGCGUAGCGUCCAUGCAGGCAAUCCUUUGACAACACAUUUCGGUAAAGUCAGCGCAAUACCCAGCUUAGCUGAUGCCAUAGAUCGCCAUCUGACAGAAGAAGAAAAGACAAGAUUAAAAGUAUUUUGGGAAAACAAUCUGCCGGAAGAAGUUCCUCUUGUGCGAGUCUCAAAAAAAGUGUUACCACAAUGCACUUUUGGAAAGUCUGUUACUGUAACGGGGCAGAUAGACGACGAUAUGAUGAUACAUUUGUUAAGAUGGCGUGGCAGCGAGGAAUUCACACUUUUUCAGUUCAUAUGUAGCGUUUAUCAACUUUUGCUUCAUGCUGCAUCAAACAUUGAGCGAUUUGUCAUAUCAGGAAGUGUCGACAUGCGUGUUGCACUGGGAUUGGAAGGGGUGAUGACGAAUUGCGUGAACAUUCUCCCUAUUCCUGUUCGCUUUGACAACCACUCUCAAACAUUUCGAGAGUUCCUGAGAGUCAACAAGAGCACAAUUCAGAAAUGCUGUGUUGAAAAUGCUCUCUGUCCUCCGGACUUAAUUUAUGAUACAAUGCCACAGGAACAAGUUGCGAACAUUGGAAAGCACCUCAUUAACUACCACAAUGCCGUGGUUGAGGAAGACAAUGCCCUAUUUGGAGGAGCCGUCAUAGAACAUUAUUUGUUAGAUUUCUACAGGGAAACCAGACUUGAAGUCAUCGAGUCCGAUCAUCCGAAGCGCAUUGAACUUAAAUUCCAGGGUUCUUGCGAUCUGCUGGAUGAUGAGACAAUCCACGUCCUCAUGAGUCGACUCAUGGCACUUGUGGGAGCUACAAUUAGAAACCCCGAUCAUACUAUAGAGACCCUAAUAGAGAAAGCGACAGCAUAA
Lingula anatina is the source of this 7743-nucleotide messenger RNA. RefSeq lists its product as uncharacterized. Gene Ontology annotation, biological process: fatty acid biosynthetic process. The record is from RefSeq and is a predicted model, not a curated record. Lineage: Eukaryota; Metazoa; Brachiopoda; Lingulata; Lingulida; Lingulidae. Gene Ontology annotation, molecular function: fatty acid synthase activity; 3-oxoacyl-[acyl-carrier-protein] synthase activity.